AUGGGCAGAGCGAGUUCCGUCGCUACGGCUCCGCCCAAGGUCGCGCCGCAAGCUGGUGUACUGGAAGGCAUGAAUCCAGUGCACUUUGAUGCUAAGAACCCCCUCGCCUUAUUCAUUAUACAGGCCGGCAUCAUAAUAAUCGUCUGCCACAUGAUAAACUACCCCCUCUCCAAAAUCCGCCAACCACGCGUCAUCUCCGAGAUCAUCGGCGGCAUCAUCCUAGGCCCCUCAGUCAUGGGCCGGAUCCCAGGUUUCAAAGACUCAAUCUUCCCCCAAGCAUCAAUGACCAAUCUGAACCUAGUCGCCAACCUAGGUCUGACUCUGUUUCUCUUCAUCAUCGGUUUGGAAGUCGAUUUGCGCUUCUUGCUGAGCAAUUGGAAGAUUGCGCUUAAUGUGGGUAUUGCGAGUAUGGCGGUGCCGUUUGGAUUGGGCGCUGCGAUUGCGGUCGGGUUAUACAACGAGUUUAAAGAUGAACCCGGGAUGGUGCAGAUUGACUUUUCGGUUUAUAUGCUGUUUAUUGGUGUGGCUAUGGCUAUUACGGCUUUUCCGGUGCUUUGCCGUAUCUUGACGGAAUUGAAGCUGCUUAUGACGCCGGUUGGUGUUAUUGUGCUAUCGGCCGGUGUUGGAAAUGAUGUUGUUGGCUGGAUUCUUCUCGCGCUUUGCGUUGCGCUCGUCAAUGCUGGAUCUGGACUAACGGCGCUGUGGGUUCUUCUCACAUGUGCAGGCUACAUGUUAUUUCUGGUCUAUGGCGUCCGUCCAGUGUUCGUCUACGUGCUACGCCGGUCACGUGCGCUUCAAGACGGUCCCAGUCAAGUCAUCAUCAGUCUUACCCUACUCAUCGCUUUGGGUUCGGCGUUCUUCACCGGUAUCAUCGGUGUUCACCCCAUUUUCGGAGCCUUCAUGGCUGGCCUGAUUUGCCCCCACGAAGGUGGUUUCGCUAUCAAGGUCGCUGAGAAGAUUGAGGAUUUGAUCGGUGCGCUCUUGCUACCGCUCUACUUUACCCUUUCUGGACUCAACACCAACAUUGGCCUUUUGGAUUCUGGUAUCGUCUGGGCCUAUGUCAUCGGCGUUGUUGUAGUGGCUUUCUUCUCCAAGUUCAUUAGUGCUGCUCUUGCGGCUCGUGGCAGUAAGAUGCUAUGGCGGGAGUGCUUCACUGUGGGCUCACUGAUGAGUUGCAAGGGUUUGGUAGAACUCAUUGUACUGAACAUUGGUCUAGAAGCCAGAAUCUUGAGUACGAGGACUUUCACCAUCUUCGUCGUCAUGGCCCUUGUCACCACCUUCGCCUCCUCACCGCUGACCAUGUUCUUCUACCCUGUCUGGUACCAGAAGAAGGUCGAAGCAUGGCGUCGUGGAGAAAUCGACUGGGACACCGGCAAGCCUCUCGACGGCGCUGAUGGCGCUGGCGACGUAAUCCAGUACGAAAAGAUGGCCGCCGAGAAGAUCCAACGCAUGACAGUGUACCUCCGUCUAGACAGCAUGCCCAACCUGCUAGCCUUCACUUCUCUCUUCAGCGGCACCCCAGACCUCCUCGCCGCAAAGCAACACCCCUCAAAAGCCAUCAGCGAAAGCAAGGAAACCGGGUCUACAGCCGUAGCCGAACAAACACCACCUCAACGCCCCGUAGAAGCCUAUGGCCUCCGUCUACUCAACCUCACCGACCGUGGCUCCUCCGUCAUGCAAGUAUCAGAGAUAGAAUCCUACACCGCCCACGACCCCGUCGUCAACACCUUCCGUACUUUCGGCCGUCUGCACAACCUCGCCGUCAGCGGCGAAGUCCUGGUCGUACCCGAAGCCUCCUUCGCCGAGACCCUGACGACACGGGCGUCUGACUCGAACCUCCUGGUCCUCCCCUGGAGCGAAACAGGCGGCAUGUCGGAACAAACCAUCAUCGAAGACUCCAACCACAAGGCCCGCAACAAACUCGAAGCCUCAACCUACACGUCCUUUGUCCAGCAAACCCUCGCCCAAGCCUCCACGCCCGUCGCCAUCCUCAUCAACAAGAACUUUGGCGGCAGCAGCGGUAGCAAGAAUAAAGACACCAGGCAACGGCUCAAACUCACCCGCACUUACAGCAACGUCAGUCUAUCAAGUACGCGCGACAAAGCCGUCACAGCACCCAUUGCAGACCCAAGCCACCACGUCUUCCUGCCCUACUUUGGCGGCAACGACGACUGGACUGCGUUGAGGCUGGUGUUGCAAUUAGCCCGCAACCCACACGUCACAGCGACGAUUGUGCAUUUCGACGUCCCCCGCAACGAAGGAUCCGUGGAUGAAAAAACUACAAUCACCACCACCGCGGUGGGGGAAAAAGGUCACGACAUCACUACUACAUCUACUUCCACAUCUUCCUCACGCGAACAAGACGCAGCCUUCUUCGCCUCCCUCCGCGCCUCUUUACCGAUUGACAUUGCACCCCGUGUUGUCUUCGAGACUGUGACGUCCACGUCGCCUGUCAAGGAUGUCAUCGCAAGGGCUAGUAUAGAAGUCGGUCAGGCGCCUAGGAACGCUGGUGAUCUUAUUGUGCUGGGCAGGAAUGUAGCGAGGAACGCGGUGCUCGAGAGGGAAGAGGUUGCCAAGGGGAACCAUGGCGGUAGCGGCGGUGGGGGUGCCGAUGAGAUACGGAAUAGUUCGAGUACCAGUGCGGCAGCUACGUUGGGUGUGCUUGCGGAGCGAGUGUGGGAGAGCAAGUUGGGGGCUAGUGUGUUGGUUGUUAAGGCGGGGUUGUGA
This is a messenger RNA of Pyrenophora tritici-repentis Pt-1C-BFP, 2727 nucleotides long. RefSeq names its product Na-H-Exchanger multi-domain protein. The record is from RefSeq and is a predicted model, not a curated record. Gene Ontology annotation, biological process: proton transmembrane transport. NCBI's taxonomy places the organism in Eukaryota, Fungi, Ascomycota, Dothideomycetes, Pleosporales, Pleosporaceae. Gene Ontology annotation, molecular function: antiporter activity. Gene Ontology annotation, cellular component: membrane.